AUGGACGAGUUGGCUGAGUUGUAUCUAGAGAAGGCAGAAGAGAGCUCUGUGUUGGACGAGGUGCCGGUCAUUGGCAGCCCAGAGCCCAUCCCAGGAGCUGUCCAAACGCCAGAUAGGUCCCCAGAGGAAACUGAUGGAGAAGGUUACGGGGACUCACAGGAAGCUACUGCUGAAGACCCGGAGCUCGAGGACCAGGAAACAUCUGAUUUUAUAGGAAAUGGAAGGGAGGACUCAUCAUUACUUCCUCUUGCGGCCAAGAAGAUGAAGAUAGAAACUAAGGAGAGAAAAGAGAAAAAGCACAAAGUAGAUGAAGAUGAAAUUGAAAGGAUGCAAAUCCUAGUUUCUUCCUUUUCUGAAGAACAGCUAAACCGUUAUGAAAUGUACCGUCGAUCAGCAUUCCCUAAGGCCACUAUUAAACGGCUGAUCCAGACUAUUACUGGCACCUUAGUCUCCCAGAAUGUCGUCAUUGCCAUGUCAGGCAUUUGUAAGGUAUUCGUUGGAGAAGUAAUAGUAGAAGCUUUGGAUGUGUGUGAGAAAUGGGGAGAGCUGCCGCCACUACAGCCCAAACACAUGAGGGAGGCUGUUCGAAGACUGAAGUCAAGGGGGCAGAUUCCUAACUCAAAACACAAAAAAAUAAUCUUUCACUAA
Gracilinanus agilis (Agile Gracile Mouse Opossum) is the source of this 648-nucleotide messenger RNA. Its product is annotated as transcription initiation factor TFIID subunit 11-like. Gene Ontology annotation, cellular component: nucleus; transcription factor TFIID complex. The transcript has a single exon. NCBI's taxonomy places the organism in Eukaryota, Metazoa, Chordata, Mammalia, Didelphimorphia, Didelphidae. Gene Ontology annotation, biological process: RNA polymerase II preinitiation complex assembly; transcription initiation at RNA polymerase II promoter. The record is from RefSeq and is a predicted model, not a curated record. The coding region runs from base 1 to 648 and encodes 215 amino acids. Gene Ontology annotation, molecular function: protein heterodimerization activity; transcription coactivator activity.